AGAAGAAGCGAGAAUUGGUAGCAUUUCGUUGCUUGACAGGGAAUAGGGUGUAGAAGACGCUGAUUUGAGAUUAAUUGAGCCUGUCAAGUUUCACUUUGAAUGGUGGAGGUAGCAACCGCUGCAGUAACGAUAUGCUUCUCCAUCAAUACUUCAGACUUAAAAGUUGGAUAUCACUGCAUUUUUUGUUCUUACAUACUUCUGGUGUGACCAAAAGAAUCACUGGUUAUUGGACAAGUGCAUGAUUUUCUGAUGAAGACAUAGACCUCCUGAUGUCAUCUUCUGGACCUUCAGCUAAACAGGAGCGGGGCCGGCCGGCCGCCGCUGCCGCCGCCGACCGCGCCCUGGCACGCUUCGUCGACUCGACGCUGGAGCGCUACACCGAGCUCAACGACCAGCAGCAGACGGCCUUCCUGGAGAGCCUGAUCGCGCACAGUCACCCGCGCCAGCGCUGGUACAUGCUGCAUCGGCUGCCGUCGCUGCUACUGCGCGACUUCCUCACCCUGCUGCCGCUGGAGAUCGUCGAGCAUCUUCUGUCGUACGUGGACGGCGCGUCGCUGCUUCGCUGCUGUCAGGUGUCCUCCUCCUGGAACAAGAUCGUGUCGUCGCUGUCGUCGCUGUGGCGCGACAAGUGCCAGCUGCUCGGCACGCGCACCAGCCUCAGUUCAAUUGACAUCGAGGCCAUCGGCGGAUGGAAGGAGCUUUUUCUGGGCACGUCGCGCACGCUCUGGCGCAUGAAGACGCGCCAGGCGUUCGAGAAGGUGUCGCUGAAGAUGCCGGUCGGCCACGGCGGCAAGGUGAUCGCGCUCGACUACCACGACGACCAUCUGGUGGCAGCCAGCGAGUUCGCGACGCUGUUCGUCUGGCGGCUGGGCGAGAACGAGUGUGUUCUGACGUUCGGUGCCUUCUUGCCCAUCUCCUGUCUCAAGUUCACGCAGGGCAAGUUCAUCGUGUGUGGCCAUUACAACGGGCAGCUGUCGUCGUACGAUAUAUCGGACACGUCUGGCGACCCGGAGCGGGCCGAACGGCUGCGCGAGCGGCUGCGGCGCCACAGUCUGGAGGAGCCCGAGGAGCGCAGUGAAGGCGCCGUCCGCCUUCUGCGCCGAUUCUGGGUGCACAGCGGGCCCGUGUUCUGCCUCGACUACUCGGAGGAGCUGGACAUUCUGGUGAGCGGCUCGGCCGACAACACGGUCAAGAUCUUCAGCCUCGGCUCGGGCCUGCUGCUCAACACGCUGCCGCGCCACAGCCAUUGGGUGGUGCGCGUGCUGCUGCGCACCGGCGUGCACCGGUCACCGCCGACCAACAACAAGAUCUCGACAGCGUCCAUCGUGCAGUACAACCUGCGCACGCGCGUGCUGUCCACGCGUAUCGUGGUCAGCUUCAAGGUGAAGAAGCUGCUGGCAAUCGGCUCGCGGUACGCUAUUCUGCUGGCGCCGUACGCGCAGGAGAGCUGCCCCAACCUCUACUUCGUCAACCUCAACACCAAGGAGGUGAUCGCGUCGGAGAAGGUGCCACACUCGCGGCUCUCGACGCCGGACGCGGCGCAGAUGGCGAUGGGCGAGCUGGGCUGGCUGGAUGGCUUCGACGGCGAGCCGGGCGAGGGCGGCGUCAUCGCCGCCAUGGGCACCGAGAAGAGCCGCGAGGUGUUCGUGCUGCGCUGGCGGCGCCGGUGA
Molecule: messenger RNA, 1670 nt
Organism: Pollicipes pollicipes
Lineage: Eukaryota; Metazoa; Arthropoda; Thecostraca; Pollicipedomorpha; Pollicipedidae
Product: F-box/WD repeat-containing protein 2
Exons: 5
Coding region: 270-1670 (466 amino acids)
Molecular function (GO): protein binding
Source: RefSeq, a predicted model, not a curated record